Molecule: messenger RNA, 1644 nt
Organism: Vicia faba (fava bean)
Lineage: Eukaryota; Viridiplantae; Streptophyta; Magnoliopsida; Fabales; Fabaceae
Source: the annotation of a GenBank genome assembly
AUGGCUUACAUGUGUGCAGACAGUGGUAACCUAAUGGCCAUCGCUCAACAAGUCAUCAACCAAAAACAGCAACAAGAACAACAUGACCAACAACAACAUCAUCAACAUCAUCAAAAUCUCCUAGGUACUAUCACUAACCCAUGGAAUCCCAACAACAACAACAACAACUCUGUUUCAUCACUUCCACCUCUCUCCUUCCCACCAACCGACUUCACCGACCCAUUUCAAGUCGGGUCGGGUCCCGACAACCCCGAUCCCACUUUCCACUUCCCUCCCCUCCACCCCACCUUCCGUUUCUCCGAUUUCGAUUCCGAAGACUGGAUGGACACUCUAAUGGCCGCCGCCGCCGAUGACACCCCUAACACCCACACAGACUUUCCUCUCAACCCGUUUUCGUCCUGCCCGACCCGACUCUCUCCACCCUCGGAUCUCCUCUUACCCGCCACCCUUCCACUCCAAAACCAGACCCCAACCCAUCCUCACAACAAAAACGACACCACCGAAACGACAUCCUCAUUACCCUCGUCCACAAACCCGCUUCUCAAAUCACUAACCCAAUGCGCACGCCUCAUCGAAACCGAACCAAAUCAAGCCGUGGAAACCCUAAACCAUCUCAAAAAAUCAAUUUCACAAAACGGAAACCCAACUCAGAGAGUUUCAUUCUAUUUCUCACAAGCUUUAACCAACAAAAUCAACACACACUCGCAACUAGCUUCUUCACUUUCUUCUAUUUCUUCAACUACAUGGGAAGAGUUAACGCUUUCUUACAAAGCCCUAAACGAUGCAUGCCCUUAUUCGAAGUUCGCACAUUUAACUGCAAAUCAAGCUAUUCUCGAAGCAACCGAAGGUUUCAACAAUAUUCACAUAGUUGAUUUUGGAAUAGUUCAAGGGAUUCAAUGGGCUGCACUUUUACAAGCCUUCGCAACUCGUUCUUCUGGAAAACCUAACAGUGUAAGAAUUUCUGGUAUACCUGCUAUGGCUCUUGGGAUUUCGCACGUCUCUUCAAUUUCUGCUACUGGUAAUCGUUUAUCUGAGUUUGCCAAACUUCUAGAGUUGAAUUUUGAGUUUACGCCCAUUACUACUACGCCGAUUCAGAUGCUUAAUGAGUCUAGCUUUUGUAUUCAACCCAAUGAGGCUUUGGCUGUUAAUUUCAUGCUUCAGUUGUAUAAUCUUUUGGGUGAGACUUCGGAUUCCGUUGAAACAGCGCUUCGUUUGGCCAAGUCUUUGAAUCCCAAGAUUGUUACUCUUGGUGAAUAUGAAGCUAGCUUGACGACGCGUGUUGGUUUUGUGAAACGGGUUGAAACCGCUUUUAAUUAUUUUGCUGCUUUUUUCGAGUCUUUGGAGCCAAACAUGGAGGUGGAUUCUCCGGAGAGGUUUCAAGUGGAGAGUCUUUUGCUUGGUAGGAGAAUUGAUGGUGUGAUUGGUGUGAGGGAGAGGAUGGAGGAUAAAGAACAGUGGAAAGUUUUGAUGGAAAGUUGUGGCUUUGAAUCUGUUAGUUUGAGUCAUUAUGCAAUUAGUCAAGCUAAGAUACUUUUAUGGAAUUAUAGUUAUAGUUCUUUGUAUUCUCUUGUUGAAUCUCAACCUGGGUUCUUGUCUUUGGCUUGGAAAGAUGUUCCUCUCUUGACUGUUUCUUCUUGGCGUUGA